Messenger RNA from Lycium barbarum (goji berry), 1203 nucleotides. RefSeq lists its product as uncharacterized. NCBI's taxonomy places the organism in Eukaryota, Viridiplantae, Streptophyta, Magnoliopsida, Solanales, Solanaceae. Bases 163 to 657 code for a protein of 164 amino acids. The record is from RefSeq and is a predicted model, not a curated record. The transcript has 4 exons.
UUUCUCUCCUACUGCACCUGUAUGAAUGGUGUAUCCUCAAUCCCUUUAACUCCUCUCUCUCUCUCUUCACCAAAUAUCUCUCUCCAUUUUUUUUUUUAACCUUUCACAGGCACCACCAAUUUCCCCACCCACCUAGGCUUUUAUACAUCCGUUGUACAAAAAAUGAAUAGGUGUAAGGCCUUGGUGGGUUGUGAUGGUGUUGUUUGUCCCAAACCUCGUCGGGUCGGGUUAUUCAAUUCUUCAUAUCUUCAAUCCAACGAACCUAUAAGACCUUCUAGAUUCGUUCAAAUCAAUAAUCAGCAAUCGGAGGCUUGUGAUUUGAAAGCUGGUACUGAACUUCUGGAUAUCAUACUCACCAAGGGGAAUUAUGAUAUGGAGACGCCCAAUUUUGAUAUGGCUUCAUCUCCACCGUUCUUUUUCGGGUCUCCACCAAGCAGGGCAUCGAAUCCCUUAAUUCAGGAUUCCGAAUUCAGCAACAGCAAUUUUGUACCUGUACUUGCAAUUCCAGAAGGAUCAGCUGCACCUUCACCACCAACCCCCUCCGCCUCCACUCGUAAGAAUGGAGGAGGCUGUGCUCCUGUGAAAUUCGGGAUCAAGCCAGCUACUGUGAGGAUCGAAGGCUUCAACUGCCGCAGCAGCAUUUCUGCUGUUGCUUAGGUAAAUCCUAUCAUCGACGAAAAAAACCAACGGAAGACAAUAAAAAUGUGAGAUUUUUGGGGAGAGUUGAGUUACCAAAACGAAUUCGUUUUAGCUUUGUAUAUAUAGAGUGAUAAAAGAAAGAGGGUUGACAUGAGUUAUAUUUCCAAAACCAUUCAAAUCCUGUUUGUGAAUAUGUUUAUUAGGUGAUGAAUGAGUGAGUGUUCAGUUAAUAUCGCGAAGAAAUAAUACUCAAAGAUGAGAGAUAGGCCAAAAGAUUGUCCACUUUCCUUUGGGAUUAAAUUAGGGUUCUUAUUUUUAGCAUUAGGCUAAGUUUGUAUUGAGUAUCUAUUGUAGUGUGAGAGAGUCAAAAAGUGAGACUUCUUCUUUGUGACUUAAAAGUUUGUCACUCUUAUCCUUCCAUUGUAAUUGUAAUCUGAAGGAAAAGAGAAGAUAGUCUUCUUAGACAAAUUCUUUGUAUCUUGUAUCUAUUCUAUUAGCGGUGCUAAUUUCUUUGUCAAGCUUUGAUGAGCAAUGAUGUAAUUAUAUAUAGUAAUGUUUUAGUCA